Magallana angulata is the source of this 1619-nucleotide messenger RNA. RefSeq lists its product as uncharacterized. The transcript is spliced from 4 exons. Bases 1 to 699 code for a protein of 232 amino acids. Lineage: Eukaryota; Metazoa; Mollusca; Bivalvia; Ostreida; Ostreidae. The record is from RefSeq and is a predicted model, not a curated record.
AUGACUUUCUGUACUGUGUGCAAGAAAUACGUUAAGCGUACUCAACAAGCCAUUAUGUGUGAUGGAUGUGAGAAAUGGACCCAUCGGAAAUGCAACACUGGCAUUUCGGUUGCGGACUACAAAGAAGCUGUCAGUACCAAGUCUGACAUUCCUUUCCGAUGUCACAUGUUAUGGCGAAAGGCAACAGAAAUAGGAUUGUCUUCAGCAUACCGACAUGACGACGGGACUCACGACCUGAUUCGCAUGGUCCUAGGACUACCCUUCCUUCCAGAGAACCACAUAGCACCAGCUUUUAGACAACUACGUGGACUGGCUACCACACCGCAAUUAGAGGAACUGAUGACUUACUUGGAGGAAACCUGGAUCACCAAUCCAAUGUGGCCAACCAAAUGCUGGUCUGUGUAUCGGCAGUCCAUUCGGACGAACAAUGACGUUGAAGGUUGGCAUCGUCGCCUCAACGACAAGUCCCCAAAUGGACAGCUGCCUUUCUACAUAUUGGUGCCACUUCUCCACCAAGAGGCGUCACUACUUCCCCUCCAGCGGAAACUGGUAUCGGAAGGAAAGCUUUGCCGCCGACAGAGGAAAACUGGCCAACAACAGCGAAUCUUUCGGUUGUGGGACAAGUAUGAAGACAAGCAACUUCGUUCUCGUCGGUUCCUCUUCCUCUGUGGUAAAGUCAUUGGACCAAUCGACAAAUAGACUUAACAUUACUGACUGACGACGUAUGACAAGAGAAUUCUUCAGAUUCUUUCGUCGCCUCGCUGCUACAUUGCGUUAUAGGAUCUGAAAUCUCUCAGAAUGACAGUUCACUGGUUGGGUUUGUAUAUGUGGAAUUUAUUGUGAGCAUUGUAGAGCUUUUUAUUAUUCUCAGUUAAUCUGUAUUGAUUAAUCAUGUGUUCUUUUUCAGAUUUUUUUUAAAAUUUCACGUUCAACUUGUUAAAUAUAGAAAUAAUUUAUUUUGAUAGUUUUGGAAUAGAAUUUUUUAUAUAUUUGAGAUGAAAAUUUCAGAAGCAUUUUUUAUUCCCUUUUUUCUGAUAAGAAUAUGUUUUUUAGCUCUUUGGGUUUAAUAAUUUAUUUUUUCCAAUGAAAUUUAAAUUUUUACUUUUGGGUUUAAAUUUUUAUUUUUUACAUUCAAAAUUAUGGCUCUUAAAGAGGAGGCCUCCACGUGGCAAGAGCUGGGCAACGGUAUCAACAUUCGUUCUCUCUGGGUAGAAAUGAGUAAUAACAUGAUACCGGCAGACAUCCUCAUAAAUCAUUUAUAUAUAGCUAUUUGGAAACGAUAGCUUUUUAUAUUACUUUAAAUAUCAUUAAUAUAGCCAUUUAAAUAUGAAUCCAUUUAAAUAUAAGCAAAAUAAAACAAAAAAAAAAAACUAAAAAAAAAAACUAAUGAAUCUACCGGGGGAUGGAUUGACCAAAGCAUGGGGACGGCUCGACCAAAACAAUGUGUUAAUUAACAUUAUACCAGGGGACGGUUUGACUAAAGUUGGGGAUGGUUUAACCAAAACUAAGGGGCGGAUUUACAUUAACUACAUAAUUAUACGAUGGGACGGUUUGACCAAAUUUUGGGGACGGAUUAGCCAAAAUAUAGGGGACGGAUUGACCGGGACGGUUUUGUUUGG